This is a messenger RNA of Rubroshorea leprosula, 4736 nucleotides long. The record is from the annotation of a GenBank genome assembly. Lineage: Eukaryota; Viridiplantae; Streptophyta; Magnoliopsida; Malvales; Dipterocarpaceae.
CUCUUGUUUCCAUUGCAUAAGCUCUCAGUCUCACCCAAAUUGUUUCCACUGCUUGACCAGAACAAUCAGAUUUCCAUUGCGAAGAUCUGUCUCUCCUGCAAACUAUAACUAAGCUAAUUGUUUUGAGUUUCUUCCUUCUCUUUCCCCGAAGGCAAAUUAAGAGUCAAAGCAAAACUGAAAUAAUCUCCUCUCUUCUUUACAAACUUUGUGACUCUCCUUUGCUCUUCCCCUCUGAUCAGCUUGAAGCAUUAAGGAAAUUAAGCUCUACUUUGAUGAAGUCUCGCCAGAUUGUUUCCAUUGCAUGACCAAGACAAUCAGAUUUCCACUGCUUAGAUCCUUCUCUUCUGCAAACUGUCACCAUCCUUAUUGCUGUGUAUCUCCCUUUCUCUCCCUAGGCCAAAUUGAGAUUUUGCAGAAUCAAAGCUCAACUGAAAGAGCCUUAUCCUCUCUACAACCUUUGUAACUCUCCUCCCCUCUUUCCCUCAGCUUGAAGCAUUGAAAAGAAAUUAAAACUUAUAUAUUUUGGAAGAGAACUUGUCGUUUUGAUCCAAUGGAUGUCGCAACUAAUCUUGGAGGUGCUCUAUUGUCUUCUACAUUUAGCUGGCUACUUUCGAAAUUGGAUUCUAAUGAUCUCAGUGAAUUAUUGAAUUCACAAAAGUAUGUACGUAAAGAGGUGGCAAAGUGGAGAACUCUUUUACCCAAAAUACAUGCUAUACUUGAAGAUGCAGAACAGAAGCAAGCAACAAACAAGUUGGUGAAGUUAUUUCUUAGCGGUCUCAGGGACUUGGCUCUUGACAUGGAAGAUAUCCUUGACGAACUGGAGCUCGAUGCCAAGCGCAAACUGAUUGCAAGUCCUAAAGCCAGCACCAGCAUCACACAAAAACUCACACCGAAGUGGGUUAAAGAUCGAGAGAUUGCUUCCCAGAUAAAGAACAUAACUGCUAGACUGCAACAUUUUGAAGGCGAGAUAAGGACUUUGGACUUGAUUAAGUUGGCUGUGAAUGUUGAAGCAAGUUCUAGUCAAGCUGUUGCAGAUAGAUCACUCGAUGCUGCCAUGCCCGAAUCUCAUAUUGUUGGUCGAGAAAGUGAUAAAGAGAAAAUCUUUCAGAUGUUUGAUGACGAAGGCAAUCAUGAAGGAUACUCUGUUAUUCCUAUUAUCGGAAUGGGGGGUCUAGGCAAGACCACUCUGGCAGGCCUCGUUUAUGAUGAUGAUGGAAAAUUGAAGGACUAUGGGUUUGAAUUGAAGGCUUGGGUUUGUGUUUCUGAUGUAUUUGAUGUUGACCAAAUUACAAGGGUCAUUCUACGGAAAAUAACUGGGAAAAAGUAUGAUGUAGAAGAUCUUUUUUCACUACAACAGGAUCUGAAGAAAGAACUCUCUGGGAAGAAGUUCUUACUUGUACUGGAUGACAUUUGGAAUGAGAAGUAUCGAGAGUGGGAUGUACUACAAAGACCUUUCUCACAAGGAGCACCUGGAAGUAAAAUCAUCGUAACAACUCGAAGCAUGGUUGUUGCAAAAACCAUGAGAGCAGAUGAUAAAGUCUACAAUUUAGAUCUUCUUCCAGAGGAUGAAUGUUUGUCAUUAUUUGCUAGACAUGCAUUAGACAAGGACAAUUUUGAUUCUCACCCAGAACUAGAAGGAGUUGGCAGGGAAAUUGUAGAAAAAUGUAAAGGAUUGCCUUUAGCUGUGAAAGUCCUUGGUGGCCUCUUGCGUGGUAAACCGUAUCAUCAGGAGUGGGAAGAUCUGUUAAACCGUGACUUGUGCAAUCUACCCGAGGGCCAAAGUGGCAUUUCUGCAGUUCUGAAAUUGAGCUACAACCGUCUUCCUCCUCACUUGAAGGCAUGCUUCAGCUUUUGUGCAAUAUUUCCUAAGGACUAUGAAUUUGACAAAAAUGAGUUAGUUUUGUUAUGGAUGGCACAAGGUUUUUUGCAACAACCGUCACAGGGAAUGCAGCAAAUGCAUGAUCGUGGCCAUCAAUGUUUUAAUGAUUUAUUAUCAAGAUCAAUUUUUCAACCAUCAAUCAGAGAUAGAUCACAGUUUAUGAUGCAUGAUUUCAUAAGUGAUUUAGCUCAAGAAGUUGCUGGAGAAAUAUGCUGCAGUCUUGAUCAACUGAGCUUGGGUGAUAAUAAGGCUCGCCAUUUGUCAUUUACUCCUUUCCAAUAUAAUGUAUUGAAAAGAUUUGAAGUCUUGAAUAAAAAGAAAACUCUGCGGACACUCCUUCGGUUGAAAGGUUACAAAUAUCACUACAUGGCGAAAGAAGUUGUAGUUGGUAUAUUGCCACAAUUGAUGUGCUUAAGGGUGUUAUCUCUUGGUGGGGUACAGGAGCAACCAAAUUCAAUCGGAUCUCUUGGUGGGGUACAGGAGCUACCAAAUUCAAUCGGAGAUUUGAAGCAUCUACGAUACAUUGACCUGUCUUAUUCAUCAAUUCAAAGUUUGCCUGAGUCAGUGGGUUCCUUGCUUUUCUUACAAACAUUGAUAUUGCAUGACUGUAGAGGGCUUGCCAGGUUACCUGCAACAAUUGGGAAUCUAAUUGACCUCCAUUAUCUCGACAUUACUGAUACGCCGUCUCUAACCGAGAUUCCGUUGGAGGUAGCUAAAUUGAAAAGUCUUGUGUUACUGCCCAAGUUUAUUCUGGGGAAAGCUGAUUCUGGAUUAAGAUUGAAAGACUUGAAGAACUUGACAGGCCUUCAAGGUCGACUUUCCAUUUCAAAUCUCCAUAAUCUUUUAGAUAUCGAAGAUGCCAAGGAUGUCAAGCUGUACAACAUGAAAUUGGAUGAUUUAUCCUUGGAGUGGGCUUCUGUUUGUUCUGAUUCCCAGAGUAAAGUGAAAGACUUCCAAGUCCUUGAAUGCUUAAAACCUGGUCAAAGAUUGAAAAGGUUUACGAUCAAUUGCUACGGUGGGGAAGAAUUCCCAUCCUGCAUAGGUGAUCCAUCCUAUUCCCAGUUAAAGUUCUUGGAGCUUCGUGAUUGUCAAAAUUGUACAUCAUUACCAUCACUUGGGCAAUUACCCCAGCUCAAAGAAUUGAUUAUUAAAGGAAGCAAGGCUGCAACGCUGACUAGGGAUGGUGACAAAUUUUCCUCCAGUAAUUGUUUUUUAUCAUUAGAGAAGCUGGUGUUGGAGGACUGUUGCUUGUUGGGAAAAUUACCAAAAGAACUUCCAUCUCUUAAAGAGCUUUUGAUUGUAAGAUGCCAACAGUUAACGUACUCACCGGUGAGUCUUCCCUCACUUAAACAUUUGUCUAUAAGAGAAUGUAGCGAGGUAGUUUUGAGGAGUAUGGUUGAUCUCACUUCCCUUACCUACUUGGGAAUUGUCAAAAUUUCGAGUCUGGGCUUUUUGCCUAAGAAGUUUUUAGAGUCAAUGGUAGCACUUGAAGGUAUGUGGAUCGAUAGUUGUGAGGAACUUACUUGUUUGUGGGAGGAAGGAGCAAAUAUUGCAAACCUUGCACAUCUUAGGCGGUUGUCAAUCGGUUGGUGUCCUCUGCUUACGUCAGUGACAGUGGAACUCAAAAGCCUCGUACAAUUAUCUAUUUGGAGUUGUCCUAAUUUCAAAUUGUUUCUAAGUGGUCAAUUGCCCGCCACACUUAAAAAUUUGAAAAUUGAGUGGUGUGAAAAUCUAGAAUCUCUACCGGAGGGAUUGAUGGAUGAUGGUAAUGGAGAUAACAUGCUGCAGCUUGAAGAAUUAUCUCUAUGGAGGAUUGCAACUCGGAAUUUAUUUCCAAGCGGCUUGCUUCCUUUGGAUCACAUGUCUAGCCUCAGCACUCUCACUUAUUUAACAAUAUAUCAUGUUGAAGGUUUGGAGUCGUUCCCAGAAAGUGGUCUGGGCAUGCCUAAUCUUAAAUCUCUGAGUAUUUUUUAUUGUAAGAAUCUCAGGUCCCUGCCCAAUAGAAUGCACAACCUUACAUCUCUCCAAUCAUUAAGUAUAUUGUCGUGCCAAAGGAUCGAGUCCAUUCCAGAAGGUGGUUUGCCCACAAGCCUAACAUUCCUUAACAUUGGUUGUGAGAAUUUGAAACAGCCAAUCAAAGAAUGGGGGCUCCACAGGCUUACCUCUCUUGAAAGCUUCCACAUAGGUUGGAUAUGCCCUCCAGGUGAUUUGCUUCCUACUUCUCUAAUCUAUUUUGGGAUAUAUCAUCUAAAAAAUAUGAAAUCGCUAUCUAGAGAGCUCUUCCAAAGCCUCAGCUCUCUUCAACAACUCUUCAUUCGUGACUGUUCGGAGCUCCAGUUCUUACCGAAGGAAGGUCUGCCUUCCUCGCUUGGGCGUCUCCAGAUCCACAACUGUCCACGGCUAGCACAACGGUUAAAGGAGAAGCAAGAAUAUCGGCGCCUCAUAGCCCACAUCCCCUGUGUCGAGAUAGAUUGAAAUUGGGUGGUCGAGCAAUAGCAGAAGCACACAGAUUUGCAAAUCAAACUCUCUCUCAAUCACGCCUUUUGUGCUUUGUGGUAGAUAGACAUCCCUUCAAAUUUAUAAACUAUUGAAGUUAUAUAAGAGGAGGAAUAUGUAGCUGCAAGGAUGAUGUAUGUUUCUAUCUUUUAUUUUGAAGAAAUUGUUUUUUUUAAUUAAAUUUAAAAUAUAUAGAAUAGAUAAAGAUAAUGAUGAGCUUGUAAUCUGAUUCUCUCAAGCUCUAGCAUGCCGUGUUGUGAGAGUUUCAAGUUGGAAGGAGGACUCAUACCGCAUUUCUAUUAGCAAGUUUCUUUAAGCAAGGCUGAGUUAUAUAAAAUGCUAAUACAGAUUUGACUGUUUG